AUCAGGCUUGAGGGGUGUGGCCUGCUCUGCUCUGUCAGUUGAUGAGACCUCUCGAAGGUAACACAACUAAAUCCUGAUAAUGGCUAAUGUGACCAAGAAAUUCAGGUCCAGAGCAGAUCUUUCUGCUUUUUCGAUGAAUACUCAAGCAGUGGCUAAUCCUGUCACACCGAUAAAGACCAAGGCGGCCUACAAACUUUAUCCUCCAAGCAUUCUUAAUGGACCGGGCCUAAAGAACAACAAAUGUAGGAAACGUGCCCUGAAAAGGAGUUCCACCAAGAAGGAUGCUGAAGAAUUAACUCCACCCGUGAAAAAGAAAGGCAAGGAUUCACCACCAAUGGAGGAGACACAGCCUCUGAUGGAGCAACCCACAACGCCUGCUGAGGAUCAACCCGCUACCUGUGAAGCAAGCACCAUGACUGAUCCUGAAGAAGUAAUUCCACCAGAGCAAAAGAAAGGUAAAGAUUCACCACCGAUGGAGGAGACACGGUCUCUGGUAGACCAACUGGCAAAGCCUGCUGAAGAUCAACCCACUACCUGUGAAGCAAGCACCAUGACUGAUCCCGAAGAAGUAACUCCACCAGUGCAAAAGAAAGGCGAAGAUUCACCACUGAUGGAGGAGACACGGUCUCUGGUGGACCAACCUGCAAAGCCUGCCGAGGAUCGACCCACUACCUGUGAAGCAAGCACCAUGACUGAUGCGGAAGAAGUAACUCCACCCUUGCUGAAGAAAGGCAAAAAUUUACCACCAGUGGAGGAGCCACGGCCUCUAUUUAAACAACCUGCAAAGCCUGCUGAAGGACCCACUAAUUCUGAAGCAAGCACCAUGAUGGAUGCGGAAGAAGUAACUCCACCCAUGACAAAGAAUGGCGAAGAUUCACCAUUGAUGGAGGAGCCACAGCCUCUGUUGGAACAACCUGCAAUGCCUGUUGAGGAUCAACCCAGUACCUCAGAAGCAAGCUCCUCUACUGAUGCUGAAGCAGUAACUCCACCUUUUAAGAAGAAAUGCAAUGAUUCACCAUUGAUAGAGCAGCGACAGCCUCUGGUGGAACAACCUGCAAACCCUGAUGAAGAUCAACCCGCAAAGCCUGCUAAGGAUCAACCCAGCCCCUCUGAGGCAAGCUCCAUGAGUCUCAAGGUAGAUAGCCAAUAGAUGGAUAUCUCGAAGACAGGAAAUUCCCAUUCCUAUAAACAAUAAAAUUCAAAAUUAUAUUUUUAAAAAUAAAUGCAUUCCAAUUUGAAAA
Molecule: messenger RNA, 1241 nt
Organism: Peromyscus eremicus (cactus mouse)
Lineage: Eukaryota; Metazoa; Chordata; Mammalia; Rodentia; Cricetidae
Product: proteoglycan 4-like
Exons: 2
Coding region: 80-1150 (356 amino acids)
Source: RefSeq, a predicted model, not a curated record